AUGCCGCCCGCCUCCACCCUCGUCAACAAGAUCAAAGUCCAGCUCAAACUCUCCGUCUCCCGCCUUCGCAUGGUCCAACAAAAGGACACGGCCCUCGCCAAACAACAACGCCGCGCCAUGGCCCAGCUGCUCGAGCAAGGCAAAGAGGAGAGCGCGCGGAUCCGCGUGGAGAACAUCAUCCGCUCGGACAUGAACACCGAGUUGCUCGAAAUCCUGGAGUUGUAUUGCGAAUUAUUGACAGCACGAGCCGGCUUACUAGAGCAGAAGGAAUGCGACCCCGGGCUCGAGGAGGCGGUGAAGAGUAUCAUCUUCGCCGCGCCGAAGGUGGAAGGGGUGAAGGAAUUAGGGACGGUCCGGGCCCUGUUGGUGGAGAAGUACGGGAAGGAGUUUGUGUUGGAGGCGGUGGAGAAUCGGGAUGGCAAGGUCGCGGCGCGCGUGGCGGAUCGGUUGAAGGUGGAGCCGCCGAGGAGGGAGUUGGUGGAUGCGUAUUUGGAGACGAUUGCAGAGGCUUAUGGGGUGGAUUGGCCGGUUGGGACGGCGGCGGCGGCGAGGAAGAGGGCGGAGGAGGAGGCGGAGGCGGAGGGUGAGGAGGAUGAUGAUGAUGAUGAGCCGAGUGGGGGGCAGAAGGUCAGGGCGUUAGAGGCUCCUCUUGAGGCGGAGGAGUUGAGCAAGGCUACGCCGCCGAGGGAUCUGGUGGGGCCGAAGAGUCCGGUCACUGUUGUGCCGCCUUCGCCUUCCACGGAUAAUGUUAGGCCUAGGGUGAAUUUGCCUGGACCGCCGGAUCUGAAGCCCGGCAAGAAGAUGGUGGAUGCUGGGAAGGCUAAGGCUGCUGCUGCUGCCGGUGUGAAUGGGGACAAGAAGGCGGAUGGCGGUGGUGGUUCUGGAGGUCCCGGAGGCAAGAUCCCGGAUGUGGAUGAGCUUGCUAAGAGGUUUGCGCAACUGAAGAGAUGA
This is a messenger RNA of Recurvomyces mirabilis, 951 nucleotides long. It is a transcript of the gene IST1, whose product is annotated as Vacuolar protein sorting-associated protein ist1. The coding region runs from base 1 to 951 and encodes 316 amino acids. The record is from RefSeq and is a predicted model, not a curated record. Gene Ontology annotation, biological process: protein transport. The transcript has a single exon. Lineage: Eukaryota; Fungi; Ascomycota; Dothideomycetes; Mycosphaerellales; Teratosphaeriaceae.